UUUUAUCAAUUCAAUGAAAAAGACAAGCGAACCGACACUUAAGAAGUGCCACCCCCGAAUCAUAUAUAUUCAGUUAACUGCCGGCAUUUGAGCACGUUAGAGCCAGUUAGAGGAACGCUACGGUUGGCUCAAAUCAGAAUCCAAAUCAAAAUCAAAAUAAUUCCCGCUCUCGUCAUUCGAAUUCGCAUUCGCUCGGAGACUCCCACAACAAUCCAACCAACCAUACCAACAAAAAUCUGCGAGCUCGAAAUGUCGCUGCAACGCGUUCAUCAGCUGCUCCUUUAUGCGAUCUGCCUGAUGGCGGUGAUUGUGUUUUGUGCACCGGCGGGAAGCGAGUCGCGUCGUGUCAUCUUUUUGGCACCCAAUGGCAUACACCGCGGACAGAUCUUGGCCACGCAUGGCAUGGAGAAGCCUUGCCCCCAGUGUCACAUGCACGAUCAUCGCGGCAAUUGUCGCCGCAUCAUUUCGUACAAUGCAGAUGGCGUGCGCUGCUGAGGUGGGACAGGAGAAGUGCCAGUGAAAGCGCCAA
Molecule: messenger RNA, 529 nt
Organism: Drosophila guanche
Lineage: Eukaryota; Metazoa; Arthropoda; Insecta; Diptera; Drosophilidae
Exons: 2
Coding region: 250-495 (81 amino acids)
Source: RefSeq, a predicted model, not a curated record